Messenger RNA from Macrosiphum euphorbiae (potato aphid), 663 nucleotides. Lineage: Eukaryota; Metazoa; Arthropoda; Insecta; Hemiptera; Aphididae. The record is from the annotation of a GenBank genome assembly.
AUGGAACAUCAAAUUAAUACCGAUGAAUCUGAACCUGAAAUUCGCUCAAUUAAUGAAACCACACAAUACUAUGAUAAUGUUACAGCCAAUAAUACUAGUAUUGAAACAGAGAAGUUAAAUGAAAAGCGAAAAAAUUAUUUAAGCUGGGAUGAUUUUUUUAUGGCAACAGCAUUUUUGGUUGCUAAACGUAGUAAAGAUCCAGUAACUCAAGUUGGUGCAUGUAUUGUUACUCCAGACAAAAAAAUUGUUGGCACAGGAUAUAAUGGAAUGCCUAUUGGAUGUGACGAUGAUAAAUUUCCAUGGGGUAAAAAUAAUCCAUCAAAGUUAGAAAACAAAUAUUUCUAUGUAUGCCAUGCUGAAAUGAAUGCUGUAUUAAAUAAAAAUUCUAUGGAUGUACGUAAUUGUACCAUAUAUGUGGCACUUUUUCCAUGUAAUGAAUGUGCAAAAAUAAUUAUCCAAUCAGGUAUUAAAGAAGUAGUGUAUUUGUCAGAUAAGUAUAGCUUCAAACCGGAAAUGAUUGCCUCUAAAAGGAUGUUUAAAGCAUCAGGUGUAUCUUUCAGACAACACACUCCAUCUAAACAGCAAAUUGUACUUGAUUUUUCAGAAAUUAAUUCAAAUAUGACACAAAUGCCUAGUACCCCAGACAAAUCAAAUUAUAAAUAG